GCGGCAGCGGCAGCGGCAGCACAUGGUUCCAAGAGCCCGCUGCGGUUGUCGGGUUCCAAUUCCGCGGGGAGGGACAAAGGCAGCUGCGAGCUUCUGACAACGCCGGACUGAGUGGUUCUCUCGUCUCUGUUCUCGAUCUGAGGCUUUGAAAGCUGAGACUAACUCUGCCUGAGGAGGAGCCACGGGACCAAGGCCCAAGAAGGGUGGCUGAGGAGAGUGGGGGAGGGGCGCCGCCCGGUUGAGGUGAUUAGGGUCGGUCAGUUCUGAGGUGUAGUAGUGGACCAUCUUGAGAUAAUUUAAGGCACCACCCUAUGGAGAUUGGGGCUGGACCGCAACCAGUUUUUUUCAAGUUUUGGAAAAAAAAAGCAUCUCUUCCGAUUGGGAAUUGGUGACCGGAACUAGACCCAUAUGCGUUGCUAGGACACCGUGGUCUCCAUCUAGGGCUUGUUUCAGGAUCCUGCCAUCACUGGUGGCGAAGACGUGAGUGCAUAUUCAGUUUUAUGACAGUAGUGGGUAAAUUUCCGGCUUGGUAAAUUUUCUAGUCAGGAAAUUUAAGGCAAAAAAGGGCUCGAAGAACGUUAAGAUGAAAAAAUAACCGACAGUGAGCUCAAUAACCGUCGACUCCAGGACCAUUCACUUUCGACUCUGUCUGAAUUGAAGUACCGAAACUUAAUGCUAAAAGCUCUUUGGUGCUGCAGGUUUAUGACAAAGUUCUUUCCAAAAUAUUACGUCAUAGAAGAUUUUAAAAUACUUAAGACAUCAGUUGCAGUUUUGAAUAUCUGAAUACAUUUUGGUUAGAUACUCGCUAACUUGCUUCAACAAUCCUUAAAGAAUAGAGACAACGUUUACUGACAGAGUUAAGAAAAGUUUGUUCCAUUGGGUAAAAGACUGGAGCUCUCCCAGCAGUCAUGGCUUUCACAUAUUACAGCAGUCUGAAUCGAGCUCAGCUAACCUUUGAAUAUCUGCACACAAAUUCAACCACUCAUGAAUUUUUAUUCGGAGCCCUUGCUGAACUGGUUGAUAAUGCAAGAGAUGCUGAUGCCACUAGAAUAGAUAUUUAUGCAGAAAGGCGAGAGGACCUUCGAGGAGGGUUUAUGCUCUGCUUUUUGGAUGAUGGAGCAGGAAUGGACCCCAGUGAUGCUGCCAGUGUGAUCCAGUUUGGGAAGUCAGCCAAACGAACACCCGAGUCCACCCAGAUUGGGCAGUAUGGGAAUGGGUUAAAAUCGGGCUCAAUGCGUAUCGGGAAGGAUUUUAUCCUCUUCACUAAGAAGGAAGAUACCAUGACCUGCCUCUUCCUGUCUCGCACCUUUCACGAGGAAGAAGGCAUUGAUGAAGUGAUAGUCCCAUUGCCCACCUGGAAUGCCCAGACCCGGGAACCUGUCACAGACAAUGUGGAGAAGUUUGCCAUUGAGACAGAGCUCAUCUACAAGUAUUCUCCUUUCCGUACUGAGGAGGAAGUGAUGAGCCAGUUCAUGAAGAUUCCUGGGGACAGUGGAACACUGGUGAUCAUCUUUAAUCUCAAGCUCAUGGAUAAUGGAGAGCCUGAACUAGACAUAAUCUCAAAUCCAAGAGAUAUCCAGAUGGCAGAGACUUCACCAGAGGGCACGAAGCCUGAACGGCGCUCCUUCAGGGCCUAUGCUGCUGUGCUCUACAUUGAUCCCCGGAUGAGGAUCUUCAUCCACGGGCACAAGGUGCAAACCAAGAGGCUCUCCUGCUGCUUGUACAAGCCCAGGAUGUACAAGUAUACAUCUAGCCGUUUCAAGACCCGUGCGGAGCAGGAGGUGAAGAAAGCAGAGCAUGUAGCAAGGAUUGCUGAAGAGAAGGCCCGGGAGGCAGAGAGCAAAGCUCGGACAUUAGAAGUACGCUUGGGUGGAGAUCUCACACGGGACUCCAGGGUGAUGCUGAGACAGGUCCAGAACACUGCCAUCACCCUGCGCAGAGAAGCUGAUGUCAAGAAGAGGAUCAAGGAGGCCAAGCAGCGAGCACUCAAAGAACCUAAGGAAUUGAAUUUUGUUUUUGGGGUCAACAUUGAACACCGAGACCUAGAUGGCAUGUUUAUCUACAACUGUAGCCGCUUGAUCAAGAUGUAUGAGAAAGUGGGCCCACAGCUGGAAGGGGGCAUGGCAUGUGGUGGGGUUGUCGGGGUUGUCGAUGUGCCCUACCUGGUCUUGGAACCUACACACAACAAGCAGGACUUUGCUGAUGCCAAGGAGUACCGGCAUCUGCUGAAGGCGAUGGGGGAGCAUCUAGCACAGUACUGGAAGGACAUUGCCAUUGCUCAACGUGGAAUCAUCAAGUUUUGGGAUGAGUUUGGCUACCUCUCUGCCAACUGGAACCAACCCCCAUCCAGUGAGCUGCGUUACAAACGCAGGAGAGCAAUGGAAAUUCCAACCACCAUCCAGUGUGAUUUGUGUCUAAAGUGGAGGACCCUCCCCUUCCAGUUGAAUUCGGUGGAAAAAGAUUACCCUGACACCUGGGUUUGCUCCAUGAACCCUGAUCCUGAGCAGGACCGAUGUGAGGCUUCUGAACAAAAGCAGAAAGUUCCCCUGGGGACAUUCAAAAAGGAUCCAAAGACACAGGAAGAGAAACAGAAGCAGCUGUCAGAGAAAAUUCGCCAGCAGCAGGAAAAGCUGGAGGCCCUUCAGAAAACCACCCCCAUCCGUUCCCAAGCUGACCUGAAGAAACUGCCCUUGGAAGUGACAGCCAGACCUUCAACUGAGGAACCCACUCGGAGACCUCAGCGUCCUCGGUCACCACCUUUACCUGCUGUGAUCAAGAAUGCCCCAAGCAGGCCACCUUCCCUGCAAGCUCCCAGACCAGUCACCCAACCCCGAAAGGCUCCUGUCAUCAGCCAUCCCCCAAAGCCUCCUGCUCUGGCAGCCCGAGUAGAGGCCAGUACCUCCAGGCUACUCCAACCACCGGAGGCACCCCGAAAACCUGUGAACGCACCAGUCAAGAAUGCACCCCGGACCACGUCCCUGGUGCAGCCACUGUCAUCAUCUCUACUGCCCAACUCCAGGAGCUCUCGGGAGGUUACUGCAGCCAAAGUUAUCAAGACUCCAGUGGUCAAGAAGCCAGAGCCACCUGUUAAACUCUCCCCCGCUACCACCGGUCGUAAGCGGAGUCUUGGGGUCUCCGAUGAGGAAGAAGCUGAGGAAGAGGCUGAGAGGAGGAAAGACAAGUGUAAGCGGAGCAAAUUUGCUGUGAAGGAGGAGAAGAAGGAAUCCCAUGAGCUUUCAGACAGUGCUGGAGAAGAAGACCCAGCUGACCUCAGAAAGGCUCAGAAAGAUAAAGGACUACACGUGGAAGUGCGUGUGAAUAGGGAGUGGUACACAGGCCGCGUCACAGCCGUGGAGGUGGGCAAGAGUGUGGUGCGGUGGAAGGUGAAGUUUGAUUACGUGCCCACAGAUACAACUCCAAGAGACCGCUGGGUGGAGAAAGGCAGUGAAGAUGUGCGGCUGAUGAAACCACCUUCUCCAGAGUAUCAACCCCCUGACACGCAGCAAGAAGGUCGGGAGGAAGAGACUGUGCGGGCUCAGCAGGCUGUAGCCAUGGCAGAGCCCUCUACCUCUGACUGCAUCCGCAUCGAGCCUGACACCACUGCCCCAAGUACCAACCAUGAAACCAUUGAUCUCUUGGUCCAGAUUCUCCGGAAUUGCUUACGGUAUUUCCUGCCUCCAAGUUUCCCCAUCUCGAAGAAGGAGCUGAGUGUCAUGAAUUCAGAUGAGCUAAUAUCUUUUCCUCUGAAAGAGUACUUCAAGCAAUAUGAAGUGGGGCUCCAGAAUCUGUGCCAUUCCUACCAGAGCCGUGCUGACUCACGGGCCAAGGCGUCUGAGGAAAGCCUGCGCACCUCUGAGAGGAAGCUUCGUGAGACAGAGGAGAAGCUGCAGAAGCUGAGGACCAACAUUGUAGCACUCCUGCAAAAGGUGCAGGAGGACAUAGACAUCAACACAGAUGAUGAGCUGGAUGCCUACAUCGAAGACCUCAUCACCAAGGGGGACUGAGGGCCCAGGAGCCAGGAUGAGCUCCCCUGCCCACCUGCCCCUCAGCACAGCAGCUUCAGGGAGGGAGAUUCAUUUAUGGGUUGAUGGACUAAACCUUUGAUUUCAUUAAUGUAAGACAUUUGUGCUUUUGGAAGGACAGAUACUUUGAUUCUUUGAAUCUUCCUCCUUAAGUUUAUAAAUAUUUAUUUUUUAAAAGAAACAGGCUGUGCUUGCUGUGAGACCAUACAUUUUUUAUAACUCUUGGGUAAAGGACAGCAAAUUUAUACUUUGGCCAUACUAGGUUGCCACUUCAGCUUCUGACUCCUCAAAAUAGUGGUGAGACCAGCACCAUCCUGAAUUUGGAGAGAUUCCAGGGGCAUCUGUGAUACCUUUCCUCUCUCACAUCAGUGCUGUGAAGGUCUGCAGUUAGCUCCAUGCAGCUGUCCGUUAUCCUAGCUGUGGCAUCAUUCAGACAGUUUUGGGAAGAAAGAUCUUGCUAUUCAGCCUUCCCAUCCUCACUCAUGUUCUCUCUGAAGUACUGAUUUCCUCAGUUAACCAUGAACUGUGAUGUUUUCUGCCUCAGCUUGAGUCCAGGUUGAGGAGUAGACAGCUCCAGCUGGAUCAGAUCCAGAUCCCUGAUCCAAGUAGCACUUUGAGUAUUUAAUUCCAAAGGAUUUCUUAGGGAAGGAGCAGGUGUAUGAAAGAGCCCUGGUGCUGAGCUAGCAGAAUUCUCCAUCUGUGGCUACCUCAGAUGGUACAGGUCCCUGGAGAACCUGCUACUGUUUAUCUACUUCCCUUUUCCUAGCUCCACCAAGGUGAGGCACAGCCACUACUCCCAGGCAGUCAGAGGGACUGUCAGGGAAUUCAGAGGCAGUUCUGCAGGAAGUUCAUCUCGCCUUCCCGCCCUGUCCAGACACAGCCUCUUAGAAGCUGUGUCCGUCAAUAACUACUCAGGGGCAAAGACAGAGGCAAGAGUUGCUGAGUUUUAUCAGCCAUUGGGGGAAUUCUGUUUCCAUUUCCUGCAGCUUUUUUCCCAUUCCUGUUUGAGGCCUCUGAAAGCAUAUGAACUGUGGCCUGGUACCACUGAUUCAGACUUUCUUCAUUGUGUUUUCACCAUAACCUAACCCAGGUCAGCAGUGCCUACCAGCUGCCCUGUGAGGUCUGCAGAAGACCAAGAAGCAGUGGUGAGAGACUCAGGUAACACUGGAAUCGAGUCUUUCUCCACUUGUACAUGUGGCUGGAAGCACCUAUGACUGGUAGAUUCUGAGCUUCCCCAAACCUCAUCCACGAGAGGAUUGUUUGGGGAGAUGCAAGUCAGAAGUAGUCAUUUUCCUCUGGGACAUUCUCCAAGAGACUUGAAAUGCCCCUGAACCUGGUGAUCCUCCCUCAAAUCUGUUUUAAUCUAUAAGGAAGACAGUUCUGCUUU
Messenger RNA from Fukomys damarensis (Damara mole-rat), 5409 nucleotides. It is a transcript of the gene Morc2, whose product is annotated as MORC family CW-type zinc finger 2. NCBI's taxonomy places the organism in Eukaryota, Metazoa, Chordata, Mammalia, Rodentia, Bathyergidae. Gene Ontology annotation, molecular function: zinc ion binding. The coding region runs from base 909 to 4004 and encodes 1031 amino acids. The transcript has 26 exons. Gene Ontology annotation, cellular component: nucleus. The record is from RefSeq and is a predicted model, not a curated record.